UGCCUUCAAUUUUAAUUGCAUCUGUGCAGAUUUUUUAAAUUGUGAGUGAAAUAGGUGGUGGUGCGCAUAAGGACUCUUUUUAGAGUUUGUUCAGAGGUCGCCUUAAGAUUUCAUUGCUUGUUUUCAACGGUGAAUUAAAACCUCGUUCAAGAUGGCUUUCCACAUCAACGAUAUCCAAUGCAGCCAAUCACGGCCAAAAAGAUAUUCAAACAAUACCAAUGCAAAUACCAAUACCAACGAUAACAGCAGAAGCGGCAUUUCCAGUAACAACAAUCAAAACAGCAACAACAACAGCAACAACAACGGUGCCACCGAACAAAAUAAUCAAAAAAACCGAGAAAACGAAAAAUUUAAUAUUAAUGAUCCGGGAGCCGCAAACACAAAUGAUAUCAAUACCAAUAACAAGGGUGCAAUCGAUGCAAACUUCCAAUUGCGAUCAGAAGAGCAAUUUGAAGGCAUUUGUCGAGGUACCAAAAACGAGUACGAAAACAAGAAUAUUUUUGCUUACGAGGCCUACGAAAACUCAAUACAUAAAGCUAAUGCCAGAAGUGGUGUCAAAGAACGAGAACAAUUUAAAUGUAAAGACACCAACAACGACAAGUGUGAAAAUAGAACCACAAACAAAAAUUAUAAGAGUGCCCUUUUUAUCGAGGUCUCGAAUGCAAAACGUUUUAGUGAAGAAAACAGAAUUGAAUUAUUUACCGCUAAAGAAAGAAACAACAGAGACUCAGAGUCUAAAUCAAUUAGAAGUGAUAUCGAAUUUGAAUACGAAUCAAAGCCAGAACCAAAGCGUUAUCACAAAACCGAGCACAAUAAACCAAAUCAAUUUGGAUUGCUCGGAAAACCGAAAGCCAUCGACAUUAACUUCGAUGGCCGAGAUAGAAUUGGCAAAUGCCGAUGUGAAGAUGUCGCAUUCACAUGCGGAAAUGAGUGGAGCAAUGCCGCCUACUGCUACAGUUGAAGAGAUAGAUGUUCCGGUAUUCAUAGAUGAAUAUAUUAGAAAAACUUCGUCGGUCGACAACAUACAAUCAACUAUCGGAGAUAAUUUUAAUAUAUUUAACAACAACAACACCAACAGUUAUAAUACUACCAACCAGAAUAUAAACAUUAUCAGUGAGCCGUGCAAUGUAAAAGGAAAUGUGCGGAAUACGAGUGAAAUUUUUGAAAAUUUCGAUUUUGAUUUUGGCCCAAUUUCCAAAGAACAUCAACAUUCGCUCAACAAUCAACAACAACAACAACCACAAUGUUCAAAUGAGAAAUCAAUAGUUCUACAUAGGGAGCAACAGUCAUCUGAACAUUGUAUGAAAAACGAAGAAGAUCUGCUGAACGAAUUACUGUUUGUUUCGGAUAUUGGAUCGGAUGAUCACGUAAUUAGCAACAAGAAUAACAACAUCAAUAUCUUACAAUUUGAUAAAAACAACAACAACAAUAACAACAAAAAUAAUAACACUAACAGCUACAGCAGCACAACAGUAAAUACCGCAAUUAAUAAUAACAGCAACAAUCAAAGCAAAAUGGAGGCUAAUAUAAUCUUUGGCGAUGACGUUAGUGAUUAUGGUACAGAAUCACUCUUCAAAAUUUUACCAAGUAGUCAAUAUGAUGAGACAGUGCUUAUGGAUGAGUUGCGAGAAGAAAAUAUGUUUAACGAGAUUACGGAACCACCUAUCGCCGUCAUGAAUAACGAUGAAUUAUCGCUUAGCCAAUGCUUCCUUAACUCGCAGCCGAAUGACAUCUUAUUUACAAAUCACUUUACAUCGGUUGAACAACAUAAACAUUUAAAAGAUGAAAUAUCUAAAGCCGAACCUUUAACAUUUGAUUAUGACUUAUUGCCGGAUGAUGUGCCCAUGGAAAUGGCACCAGAUUACCUUAACAAUUCUACCGAAUGUUUUGUCAGUUGCCUAAAUGAAAACGAAACAAUUGAACCAACAGCCAGUACCACUUGCCGGACAUCCACAAAACGUACCUCAACCGAAAUUCCAUCAACAGCAAUAGGGGAACAACCAUCAAAAAGGAAACUUUUUUUGGAUAUAAAAAGAGUUUCUAAUUCAGAAAAUAAUGCGGCUGCUUUAACCUUGGAUACGCCUUCAGUAAUCGAAUAUAUAACGCAAGACUUUUCUGAGGCAACAGUAAUUAAUGUACAAUCAGUAGAUACCAUAAAGAAGCAGCUUGAGGAUAGUUGCUCGGGAUUUUCGGAGUUAAGUGACAAUACAGAGGACUAUUUACCACCAACGCCCUGCAGUUCCUUUUCGGCCACUAAUCAAAGUGCUUUUACUGAUGACUCAAAUUCACCUUGCUCGUCUAAAACACAGAAUCAGCAAUACCCUUUAGAUUCGGUAUCCACUAAACGAAGACGGGGUCGGCCCGCCAAAAUGCAUAGCGAUAUCCCAGAUGAAUCGAAACUAAAUAGCAUGAGCAAAAGCGAAAGACAAAAGAUGCUGGAUCGUUAUAAAAAUAACGAAGCUAGUCGCAAGUCGCGUCUAAAGAAUAAAGAUCGAGAAUUGAGAUUAAUUGAAGAAGAAAAAGAAUUACAAAUCAAACAUAACGAAUUGGAAAGAAUUUUAGAAACCCAACGCAAAAUGGAAACUAAAUUAACCAAGGCUUUGAAACGUCGACAUUUUAGUAGCGACCCUUAGGUUUAAAUGUGCGAACACUAAGAGCAUCUCAUGAUUUUUUUUAAAUACAUUUCUGUAUCUGCUUUUUCUUUUUUCAACUAAUUCGAUUCAAACGUUAAGAUUCACAUCAAUGUACCUAAGUCAAGCCUCCCCCAUCGAUGAGUUAUAUAAAUGCUGGAAGGCAGCCAUAUAAAAACACUAUUUAAGAAUUUAGACUUUAGAAUUUAAGUUGUCAAA
Molecule: messenger RNA, 2849 nt
Organism: Glossina fuscipes
Lineage: Eukaryota; Metazoa; Arthropoda; Insecta; Diptera; Glossinidae
Gene: Xrp1
Product: putative mediator of RNA polymerase II transcription subunit 24
Exons: 5
Coding region: 219-2633 (804 amino acids)
Biological process (GO): regulation of DNA-templated transcription
Molecular function (GO): DNA-binding transcription factor activity
Source: RefSeq, a predicted model, not a curated record